Argiope bruennichi is the source of this 1510-nucleotide messenger RNA. RefSeq names its product techylectin-5A-like. Lineage: Eukaryota; Metazoa; Arthropoda; Arachnida; Araneae; Araneidae. The coding region runs from base 187 to 1089 and encodes 300 amino acids. The transcript has 6 exons. The record is from RefSeq and is a predicted model, not a curated record.
AUAUGGUGGAUGGAAAGCAAAUAUUUCUGACAUCAUCUCUUUUAGACUUUGUUGUUUGCCUCGGGUAGUUUUGUUUUGUUACUGGGUGAGGUCUUGUGCAAGGUCUACGCAGAAUUUUGGGUGCACAAAGCGCGGUUUGUAUUUGGCCAACUUGGAUGCUUUGAAUUUGCAUAAACAUUUCCAAAAAUGAUUUUCUCCUCAUACCGGUUUCUGCAAAUAGCAGUCUUGGCCGUUCUGUAUCUGGCGGUGAAAUGUGAUGAACCUCCAAAGGAGUGCGGGGCUGUCAAAAAUGCGAAGGCGGAAACGUAUCUCGAAACUGCAGCUGCUCUGAUUGACAAAUUAAGAGAAAACUUGCCAGAAGAAGGCAAAAAUGACUGUAGUUGCCCUCCCAAGCCUAUGGAUUGCGAUGAAAUAAUGCAGUGUGGGCAUAACAAAAGUGGAGUCUAUCAAAUUUGGCCACGUAACCGAGUAAUGGUUGGAAGCGUCUAUGUAUAUUGCGACAUGGAAACCAGCGGAGGAGGUUGGACAGUAAUCCAAAGAAGAGGAGAUUACAGGAGACCGGCUGAUUUCUUCUUGAAAUCCUGGCAUAGCUACAAGAAUGGAUUUGGGGAUCUUCGCCGAGAUUUCUGGUUAGGGAAUGAUAAUAUUUAUGCCUUGACCAACCAGAAAAAAUACUACCUCAGGGUUGAUCUCACCGAUCAUAACAACAAUUCCCGAUAUGCCUUUUACGACCAGUUCUGGAUUGAUGGAGAACAUCAUCAUUACAAGCUGCACGCAUAUGACUAUAGUGGAGAUGCUGGUGAUGCCCUCUCCAGAACCCAUGAUGGUCAGAAAUUCUCCACCAUCGACCGAGACAACGACAACAGCACCUACCACUGCGCCCAGAAACACAAGGGUGGUUGGUGGUUCGCUGACUGCCACACCUCCAACCUCAACGGAAUGUACAACAGCGAAAAGGUGAAGAGCGCUGAUGGUAUCAUUUGGUCUACAUGGCGAGGGCCUUCCGAAUCGCUGAAAAUGACCGAGAUGAAGAUUAGGCCCAUGGAUUUCAAGGCGGGUCUCUUGGACAUGGAUAUAGACGCUGUCUAAAAUUUGCUAUCUUCGAAAUGCUUUUGAAUACGUAUUUGUGUGUAUGUUCUAGCUUUGAUAUUCAGUUGUGUAUUUAAUAAAAUUUUUUGAUUUGUUAGAAUCUGUUAGAUGUGUAAAAUGAAUUUUUGAGAACUUAGAAAAGAUAAUCUUGUGGAUUUCAACAUUCAUUAGUGAAUCUUUUGAGAUUGAUACCAAAUUAUUUAUAAAUAGUAUUAUUUUUCAUUUGAUUAAAAAUAAUAAUAGCAGUAAUAAUUUUAGAUUGGAUCAUUUUUAAUCUUUAUUUUGAGCUUUUUCAACUCUUUCUAAUAUAUGACAGCCUCUUGGCCUAUACAUUCUUGGAAUAAUCUCGGAAAAAACUUGUGUGUCAAUUUUAGCAGUCUUGUCACUGCAAUUUGGAAUUUUAAUAAAGUUCUUUUUUCUA